This is a messenger RNA of Drosophila grimshawi, 2036 nucleotides long. It is a transcript of the gene AsnRS, whose product is annotated as asparagine--tRNA ligase, cytoplasmic. Gene Ontology annotation, molecular function: asparagine-tRNA ligase activity; nucleic acid binding; ATP binding. Bases 119 to 1795 code for a protein of 558 amino acids. Lineage: Eukaryota; Metazoa; Arthropoda; Insecta; Diptera; Drosophilidae. The record is from RefSeq and is a predicted model, not a curated record. Gene Ontology annotation, biological process: asparaginyl-tRNA aminoacylation. Gene Ontology annotation, cellular component: cytoplasm. The transcript has 2 exons.
AGUGCUACAUCCCUCUUUUCGUUCUUUUGAGCUGAUGCAAUUUAUUGUGCAUAUUGCAAAGUAUACCGAGUUAUAGUUAUUAGUUACAACGAAAAUUAUUAGUCAUUGAACAAACGAGAUGGCUGAGAAGCAGUUCUCCGAAUUAACUUUGAGUUCGCUCUUCACCUCGGAGAAGCGUGGCAGCGAUGAGUCCGGCGAUGGCAGCGAGGCGAAGCCAUUUAAAACCCUUUUGCGGGCGAUGCGUCAUGCCGACAAGGAGCCCCUCUUCACCUUCUAUGUGGACAGCAAGGAUCCCGAAGCGACCGAACUCUUUGAGCCGGCUACCAAAACGCAGCUGAAGAAAAUGCAUAAACUAUUCGCGCGCGAAGGUCAGAAGAAUGCGGGCAAGGAGCAACGCGAAGCGGAGGAUGCCGCGAAGCGUGAACAGAAUCUGGAGGAGGCACGCAAAAUCAAGAUCAGUGAGGAUCCCAGCUGGCCGGUGGCCAAGCGCAUUCGCAUUGUCGAUGGCGCCCAGGAGCGUGGCACUCGUGUCAAGAUCUAUGGCUGGGUGCAUCGUCUCCGCCGUCAGGGUAAAUCCCUGAUGUUCAUUACGUUGCGUGACGGCACCGGCUUUGUCCAGUGUGUGCUCAACGAUCUGCUCUGUCAGACGUACGAGGCCGUUGUGCUGAACACGGAGAGCUCGGUGCUGCUGUACGGCACUUUGAGUCUGGUGCCCGAGGGCAAAACGGCGCCGGGUGGACACGAAUUGAAUGUGGAUUAUUGGGAAUUGAUCGGCUUGGCGCCGCCGGGCGGCGCUGAUGCCAUACUCAACGAGGAGGCUAAUCCCGACGUUCAGCUGGACAACAGGCACAUCAUGAUACGUGGCGAGAACACCUCCAAGGUGCUCAAGAUGCGUUCGGUGGUGAUGCAGGCGUUCCGUUCGCAUUACUUUGAGCGCGGCUACACUGAGGUGACGCCACCAACGCUGGUCCAGACUCAGGUCGAGGGUGGCUCCACGCUCUUUAAGAUGCAGUACUUCAACGAGGAGGCCUAUCUCACGCAGAGUUCGCAGCUGUAUCUGGAGACGUGUCUGCCGGCGCUGGGCGAUGUCUUCACCAUCGCGCAGAGCUAUCGUGCCGAGCAGAGUCGGACGCGUCGCCAUUUGGCCGAGUAUACGCAUAUUGAGGGCGAGUGUCCGUUCAUUACGUUUGAGGAUCUGUUGAAUCGCCUGGAGGAUCUGGUCUGCGAUGUGGUUGAUCGUGUGCUGAAGUCGCCAUGGGGCUAUCUCGUCAAGGAGCUCAAUCCGGACUUUAAGCCACCAACUAAGCCGUUCAGGCGCAUGGAAUACGCCGAUGCCAUCAAAUGGUUGAAGGAGCACAAUGUGACCAAGGACGAUGGCACCUUCUAUGAGUUUGGCGAGGACAUACCCGAGGCACCCGAACGCAAAAUGACGGACACCAUCAAUGAGCCAAUUCUAUUGAUCAAAUUCCCAGCGGAGAUCAAAUCGUUUUACAUGUCACGCUGCAAGGAGGAUCAGCGUCUCACCGAGAGCGUCGACGUCCUGCUGCCCAAUGUGGGCGAGAUUAUUGGCGGCUCGAUGAGGAUCUACGACAGCGAAGAGCUAAUGAAGGGCUACGAGCGCGAGGGCAUCGAUCCCACGCCAUAUUACUGGUACACCGACCAGCGUGUCUACGGCACAACGCCCCAUGGCGGCUAUGGUCUCGGCUUGGAACGAUUCCUUUGCUGGCUGCUCAAUCGCUAUCACAUCCGCGAGGUGUGCCUCUAUCCACGCUUCCUCGACAGAUGCAAGCCCUAAGCAGCGGUCCUCUUUCCACAACGACUGCAUUUACGAUGAUAUGUAAUAAACCAUUCUUGCUUCAAGCUUCAAUCUUAUUAUAUAUGCAAUCAAAUUAUAUAAAUAUAAAUAUCAAAUUAUACGCAAAUCGAAAUCUCUGUAAACUGGAGAAUAUUCAAGGAGAUAUUGUCAAAGGCAACUCCAACUAUGCAAGAGCUGUUCCAAAAACUAUUAAAGAGCCAAUAAACUGAUUACACAACUA